Messenger RNA from Lindgomyces ingoldianus, 810 nucleotides. RefSeq lists its product as uncharacterized. The annotation marks the transcript as partial. The transcript has a single exon. Lineage: Eukaryota; Fungi; Ascomycota; Dothideomycetes; Pleosporales; Lindgomycetaceae. Gene Ontology annotation, molecular function: protein dimerization activity. The record is from RefSeq and is a predicted model, not a curated record.
AACACCAACUAUUCUCCCACCAACGAGGUCUUCUCCUACCCAGAUGCAUUCGAUAAAGCCUACUUGGCGGACAGCUACACCUCGCGGCCAGACUACUCUCUCGACGAAUUCUUGAACUGUGAUUCAUUCUUUGACCGACCGGUCAAUUCCGUCGAGCUCCCCGCCGGCUUUGUCCCAAAAAACAAUGCCGUGUUUAACGCCACUCUGCCAGCCGCCGCUUCCGCGUCCGCAACCGCCAACAUGACACAAUGGCCUACGGUCAACCCGGCUCCAUUCGGCAGACUGGGGAACUACAACGAAGCUUUCACAAACGGCAUCCCAUUCGGUGCCAUCACAGCCGACGCUUUCGAAUCCAGCUGCCCAUCUCCACGAAAUUCAUCACCAACACCUUCACUUUGUGGCGAUGGCCCAAUGCAGCGAGCUUCCCCAGCACCAUCGAACGGCUCCUUGAAGCGUGAGUCACCCGACGAGCCCACUGCUGCAGGAGAGGAACCCGCCCCAAAGCGGGUUCAGAGAAAACGAGGCCGACCAAAGUUGAACCGUAGCGAAUCUGACCCGUCCAACUACUCCAAUGGUGACUCUCCAAAAUCGCGGCCUAGCCGCCGUCUUCCACAUAACCAGGUAGAACGCAAGUACCGCGAGGGUCUCAACUCCGAGCUCGAGCGCCUGCGCCGUGCCGUUCCGACUCUACCCCAGCGAGAUUCGAGUGACCUGACCGGUCCCCCCAAGCCGAGCAAAGCUACAGUUCUUGCUAGUGCUAUUGACUACAUUAAAAAGAUCGAGCGCGAGCGAGACUUGCUUUUGGAAGAG